This is a messenger RNA of Acanthoscelides obtectus, 1590 nucleotides long. The record is from the annotation of a GenBank genome assembly. Lineage: Eukaryota; Metazoa; Arthropoda; Insecta; Coleoptera; Chrysomelidae.
AUGCCUAAUAUCGGAUGCCUCCAAAAAAAAAGAAAGCAAUGGAAUGCAGAAGCGAUGAAGAGGGCAAUAGAAGCAGUUAAGAACAAGGAAAUGGGAACUCUCAAGGCGUCUAAUGCAUUUGGCGUGCCCAAAAGCACACUGAUUGAUUAUGUAAUAAGUAAGAAACCGGUUGAUACAUUACUUGCUAUCAAAUUAGGCAGAAAACCUACUUUAACAAAUGAACUUGAAGAAGCACUAGUUGAGUAUGCUCUCGAAAUGGAAAGAAGGUAUUUUGGUCUCCGAGCGUCAGAUGUAAGAAGACUAGCCUUUCAGCUAGCGAUACGUAAUGGGCUUAAGCAUCCUUCUUCUUGCCGAAGUGCCGCUGCUGGAAAAAAACAUUUGAAAUCGUUCAUGUCAAGACACCCAAAAUUGUCUUUCCGAAAACCACAGGGAAUUUCUGCAGCCCGUGUUAAGGGUUUUACAAAAGAGAAUGUUCAAGCAUUUUUCAACCUCCUUGGUAGCGUAUUGACAAAAGUUGGCUUUAAUCCAGCAGCUAUCUAUAAUGCUGAUGAGACUGGUAUUACGACAGUACAACAGAAACAUGCCAAAGUGAUAAGUUUGAAAGGAAAAGGGCAAGUUGCAGCUUUAACUGCUUCGGAACGGGACUGGCUGAGGCACUUUAUUUUACAUGUAAAACCUAGCGAAUCCGAACAAGUUGUCUUGAUAUUAGAUGGACACUAUUCUCAUUCAAGGAAUAUUGAUGUUAUCAACAUUGCCAGAGAUAAUUUCGUCCAUAUUAUCUGCCUACCUCCCCAUUCUACAAAUAAGUUACAACCACUCGAUGUCUCCUUUAUGUCACCUUUCAAAACUUAUUAUGCUGCUGAAAUUGAAACAUGGCUUAGAGCAAAUCCAGGGAGAGUUGUAACUUCCUAUCAAAUAUCGGAACUAAUGGGAAGAGCCUAUUUAAGAGCAGCGAGUUGUGAAAUUGAAGUGAAUGGUUUUAGAAAAUGUGGAAUAUUUCCAUUCCAACCGACAAUUUUCCGAAAUGACGAAUUUGCCAUCCAUUCUUCAAAUGAAAGACAAUCAGUCGAUGGAGAUAAUGACGAAAAUCAGAUUGCUGUGGAUCCUGCUGUUGCUGAAAACUUAAGAAAAGAAAGAGAAACUACACCACCCAUUUCGACACCUAAGCUCGUUGUACCUCAGGAUAUUUGUCCUAUACCUAGCCUAAAGACAAAACAUCAGUCUCCAAGGCCAGGUUGUUCGGGUGAAGCUUCUAAAAAAGGAGGAAAAAAAGGAAGAAAGAGGAAGAUAAGCUCAUCUAGCAGUUCUGAUAGUGAUGAAAUUCAAUUGGUAGACACGGAUGACGACAUGGACCAAGAUGAUGUCGAUGUGGAAUGCUUUUAUUGUUCCAACUGGUUCUCUGAAGAUAUUUCUGGAUCCAAAUCAUCCUUAGCCCAGUUCCAGGAAGGUAUUGACAUGUCUUUCUGCGCUUCCCUUCUUGCUGACUGGUCGUCGUCUCUACCUUCAUUUAAUGCCCCGUCUAAAUCAGUUUCCUCCAUUUCCACAUCUGCAGUUUCUAAGGAAUUAGCAGGUUCCUCGUCGCUCUCAUAA